AUGGGAGGGAAGGGCGGGACCCUCUCGAUCUGGGCCCGGGAUUCGCAGGCGGGAAAAUGGGCAGAUGGGAAGAGGGAAGAAGAAGCUUCCUCGCGAGACCCGCUAACAGGAUUCGUUGUCCUGCCUUCUUCCCGAGAUGUACCGGACGACGCGUGUAUCCGAGUGGCAGGAACACUGAAGGCUCUAAUCAGUACUUCGUACCUUCCAUUCUCUUCCGACACCUUGCAGAGAAGGCACCAGACUGCGCUUCACGACGAGGCAAAGAAAGCAGGUAGGCAGGGCAGGAACAAGAGAAAUGUACUUUUCCCCAGUGCCUCCUUCCUGCCACAAGUAAGAAGGUGA
This is a messenger RNA of Colletotrichum paranaense, 342 nucleotides long. RefSeq lists its product as uncharacterized. The record is from RefSeq and is a predicted model, not a curated record. The coding region runs from base 1 to 342 and encodes 113 amino acids. The transcript has a single exon. NCBI's taxonomy places the organism in Eukaryota, Fungi, Ascomycota, Sordariomycetes, Glomerellales, Glomerellaceae.